Messenger RNA from Aricia agestis (brown argus), 765 nucleotides. Its product is annotated as glutathione S-transferase 1-like. The transcript has 3 exons. The record is from RefSeq and is a predicted model, not a curated record. Gene Ontology annotation, biological process: glutathione metabolic process. Lineage: Eukaryota; Metazoa; Arthropoda; Insecta; Lepidoptera; Lycaenidae. Gene Ontology annotation, molecular function: glutathione transferase activity. Bases 90 to 737 code for a protein of 215 amino acids.
UUUUUACUGAUUCUUUCUAGUUUCUAGUUUCUUGCUCAAGUUUCAAAACAAAACUACGGCACCUACUUCUAAAUUUUAUUUGUUUAAAAAUGUCUGCUAUUAAACUUUACCACUUCCCACUGAGUGCUCCAUCGAGAGGAGCCUUAUUAGCUGCCAAAUUAAUUAAUGUGCCCCUAGAAACAGUGAUAGUUGAUUUGUUUAAAAAGGAGCAACUCAGUGAAAGUUUUCUGAGGAUUAAUCCGCAGCACUGCGUUCCUACUCUCGAUGAUGAUGGCUUCAUCCUAUGGGAGAGUCGCGCCAUUGCGUGCUACCUGGCUGAAAGAUACGGCGACGACAAAUACUAUCCUAAGGAUAUCAGAAAACGGGCGCUUGUGAAUCAGAGGCUGUACUUUGAUAGUUCAUUUUUGUAUCCCAGGAUCAGAGCAAUCUGCCAUCCCAUCCUUUUCAGUGGAAUAACAGAAAUUAAGGAAUCAUUGAAGAUAGACUUGAACUCAACACUUGGGUUUCUUGAUCAGUUCCUGGCAAACUCCAAAUGGGUAGCUGGUGAUGAGCUGAGCAUUGCUGAUACAGCAAUAUUGGCAUCCAUGACUUCUAUUCUUGAGGUAGGUUGGGAUAUUUCUGCCUUUCCUAAUAUUCAGAGGUGGCUCAAUGACUGCACGUCCAUCCCUGGGUAUGAAGAAAAUAUGGAGGGAGCAAGAUUAUUUGGGGCAGCUGUUAGGAAGAACAUUAAGACUUAAUAAUAAAUAAUUUUAUUAUUUAAACAUA